AUGGCACCAACAGGAGAACUAGUCUACACAGUACUGGAGGUGCUGAUCGCUGUGGCAUGUUGCCUUGGUAACCUGAUGGUGAUCUGGGCAGUGUGUUCGAGUGGUGACAUGCGUCGGCAGCCCACCUUCUGCUUCAUCGUCUCUCUGGCCGUAGCCGACUUCCUGGUGGGGGGGGUGGCUGUACCUCUGGCGGUUCUGGUGGACGGUCGGGUCAGAACCCCCUUCUAUGGUUGUGUGGCUCUAUGUUCUGUGGUGAUUAUUCUGACCCAAGCUUCUGUCCAUUCCUUGUUGGCUAUCGCCCUGGACCGGUUCCUGCGUGUCUACAUCCCACUCAGGUACAGAAGACUAGUGACAGUGCGGAGGUCCUGGGGUGUGGUGGUGGGCUGCUGGAUGACAGCAUGCCUCCUAGGUUCCACACCCCUUCUAGGUUGGAGCAAACACCAACCCACCGUCUCAAACACCACCUUGAACUCUACCUGCCCGCCCAUCUGCAGGUUCAUGGAUGUGAUGUCGAUAUAUUACAUGGUGUUCUUCAACUUCCUCGGCUGCAUCCUGCUACCGAUGCUGUGCACCGCAGUGCUCUACACCUCCAUCUUCCGUCGGAUCCACAAGCAGCUGCGGAACCGGGACGCGGCGUCUAGCGACUACUACCAAAGGGAGAGGAGCCUGGCCUGCUCGCUGGUGCUGGUCCUGGUGCUGUUUGCCCUCUGUUGGCUGCCCAUACACCUCAUCAACAUCAUCCUUCUCUGGGCGCCAUCGAUCGUGCCCAAGGAGGUGGUAUACGCGGGCAUCCUGCUCUCUCAUGCCAACUCGGCCAUUAACCCAGCGGUGUACACCUUCAAGGUGCCCAGGAUCCAGAAGGCGUAUGGGGAGAUAUGGAGGAGGUACAUGCCGGACUGUGGCAAUCAGGGACUCAGUAGCUCGUCACCAGACAACACCACUAACCUUAUUCAAAUGAAAGCAAUCCAGGGAGGUUCCCAAAAUCCCGGCGCAUAAAAUUCAGAUUUUAGAUUAUGUGACUGACAGGUAUAACAGGUAUACUAUAUGUAUGUGUGUAUAUGUAUGCAAAGUAAUGCCAAAUGUACAGUAUGAAUGUAUGAUGAGGUUAAGGAUGUUUUUUUUGUCAGUCCAGAAUAAGAUUAAGAAAAAAGCGCACAAUUAAACAAUAACUAAAUAAAUAUAUAUGAAUAUAAGUACCAAGUGAACGCAGUGUGAAAAUAGGAAUACACUGAAAACUAAAAAAUCUGAAAUAUAAACUAUGUGGCCAAGAGGGCUCAACAUGCAGCAUGCGGUGAUAUGAAACAAUGGUAAUACAAGCAGCAAAUGUUUCAGUGAGAAACAGCAAUGUUUCAGUGGAAUUUGCAGAAUUUGUAAUCUUAACGUGCAGAAAUGAUGUGUUUCAGAUUAGAGCAAUGCCCUGAUAUGGAGUAAUAGUAAUAAUAGCAGCAAGUGUUCAGUGUGAUGCAGAAACAGGAAUAAGAAGGGCAAUCUGGCCUGGAUGCUGUGUAACAUCCUGCUUGAAAGGAGGGGUCAACCAGUCUGUUAGCAGGGUGGGUAGAGUUCCUCAUAAUGCAGGAGGCCUUUUUUCCUGCCCAUGCUGUUAUAAAUGUCACUGAUGGUCGGUAGGCUGCUGCGAGUGAUCCUCUGUGCAGUCGUAACUACCCGCUGCAGUGCCCGCCACAACACUUCCUGUGAAACUUAAGAAGUGGUUUCAGCUCACUGUUCCUUCCCACUCGUCAACAAAUGUCUCCAUUUCACCGCUCGUGUCAGUCAUCACAUACGAGUCAUUCAUUAAAUGUGCAGUAUGUUAGCUGUUGGCUAGCCAGCUAAAAUAUUUCCUAGUCCAUACUUUAAACAACUUUGGGGCC
Messenger RNA from Clupea harengus (Atlantic herring), 1868 nucleotides. RefSeq names its product adenosine receptor A1-like. Gene Ontology annotation, biological process: G protein-coupled adenosine receptor signaling pathway. Gene Ontology annotation, cellular component: plasma membrane; dendrite; synapse. NCBI's taxonomy places the organism in Eukaryota, Metazoa, Chordata, Actinopteri, Clupeiformes, Clupeidae. The record is from RefSeq and is a predicted model, not a curated record. Gene Ontology annotation, molecular function: G protein-coupled adenosine receptor activity.